AAACAGAACCUGUCUGAGAGGAUGGAUUGACUGAAUGGAUCUCAAAAAGCAGCACAUCAUGCCUCAGUCUAAAGAAAUUCAAGAGGAGAUGAAGAUAAAGUCACUGACAUGAUCAGUCCAGAAAAGAUUACAAACCUGUUUCUAAGACAUUAAACUCCAGUGAAUCACAGUAACAGCCAAUAUCUAUGAUUGGAAAAAUCAUAGAAAUGUGGAGAAUUUUCCCAGGAGUGGAUCAGAGAUCCAUGAAGGAACCCAGAACAUUUAAAGCACAGAAACACUGAGAAUAAAUGGCACUUCUCCCAUGGACUAUCACCAUACCAGAUAAUGUUUUAGCGUUAUUAGUAAUGGCCUUAUGGCAACCAAAUUAUUGAGCUGAUCUAAAAGCAGAAAAAUAAAUAUAUCUUCUAUAGAGUUCAUAAACCAAAAUAUUGUUUUGAAGAAUCUAGAAUAAUUCACUCCAGUUUUGACCUGUAUUUUCAUUGUGGUUUACAUCUUGACUCAAUGUAAAAAAAAAAUUGCCCAAAACACAUGAAAUAAUUUAUUUGUGUUUUCAUUAUAAAAUUAAAUAUUUCAUUAAUUUUAAACUGCAUAGAGAAUCUGUUUUUAGGGGGGCAGUUCGAGCUGUUGAUAAUCAAAUCUAAUAAAUUAAUUUUAAGUUUUUAUGUUGAACGGUAGUCUAGUUUACUAGGUGAGUUUGAACGGCGCUAGCUCGACUACUGUUGCCUUAAAACACCAUGCAGAAGCCCAACGAACAGAACCUGCACAACACCGGAAGUCUUUCAAUGUUACACAUAUCCCGGUUACUUUGUAAAGAGAGAGCCAAACAUGACGUAAACAUCCUAUUCUUGUGUGUCAUUCCGCUUGCAAAAAUAGUUUCUGCGACAAAAAAAUGGCUUCUACAUCAAACUCGGAGUCGCCGUCUGUGUCUGACUUGGAAAAAAGCAGGAGUGGACUUUGCGAGGAGUUCGCCACUAUAACGGGAACUGAUAGCGCCGUGGCUCAAUGCUACCUGGCUGAAAAUGACUGGGAGAUGGAGAGAGCUGUAAACUCAUUCUUUGAGGCGGACAUGGAGAGAAUAUUUGAGGAAGACUUUCAGGAGAGUGACUGCGUCCCUCCGAAAAAAAAGCAAAAGGUCGAGGAAGAACCUUCAAAGGAGUGCAUCGAUUUGACCGGAGACAGUCCAGUUGCACGAAAGCCACCAGAUGAAGAUGAUGGCAAACUGUCCCUGAUCUCCUGGAACGUGGAUGGACUAGACACGGACAACCUGGCAGAGCGAGCCAGAGGCCUCUGCUCCUACUUAGUGCUAUACACCCCUGAUGUGGUAUUCCUGCAGGAACUCAUUCCACCUUAUGUUCAAUACUUGAAGAAACGGGCUGUCAGCUACCUCAUCAUUGAAGGUGGUGAAGAAGCUUACUUCACAGGAAUGAUGCUAAAGAAAUCCAGAGUAAAAUUCUUGGAGAGUGAGAUCGUAACUUAUCCCACCACACAGAUGAUGAGGAAUCUACUUGUAGCUCAGGUGACGUUCAAAGGUCAGAAGUUGUGCCUGAUGACUUCCCACCUUGAAAGCUGUAAAGGCCACGCUCAGGAGCGGAUGAAGCAGCUGCACACGGUGAUGCAGAGGAUGAAAGACGCUCCUGAUGAUGUCACCGUCCUGUUUGGAGGGGACACGAAUCUGAGGGACACCGAGGUAGCCAAAGUGGGCCUGCCGUCUGGCGUCUGUGACGUGUGGGAGCGACUGGGCAAGCAGGAGCACUGCCGCUACACAUGGGACACCAAGGCCAACAACAACAAGACCGUUCCCUUCGUCAGCCGCUGCCGCUUCGAUCGCAUCUACCUCCGGCCAGCCUCCAAGGAAGGAGUACCACGUCUGGCCCCGGAUCACAUGGCCCUAAUCGGACUGGAGAAGCUGGACUGUGGCCGCUACACAAGCGACCACUGGGGCCUUUACUGCAGCUUCACCGCAGGGUAGAAACACUCGAAACAGCUGGAAGCAUUUUAGCGAACAUCUGCUGCUCCGUUUUUUUCAUUGAACAUAGGCCCGAGCUGACAUUUGUUGCUUGUUAAUGUUAGGUCCUGAUUUGUUUUAUCUCCAUGCAGUUUUAAGAUGAGUUACUAAAAACAUUCGUACUGUUUGGAAACCACAGCUGAGGUCGAAAUUUCAUGCCUUCCAUCCGACUCCCAUAAAACCGCUGACAGAAAAAUACCACUGUGAGGCGUGACAGCAGCCUGAAUCUUUUCACAUGCUCCUGUCUUAAUGAGGAUGGUGACUGCAACAAGUUUUUCUCUUCACACAACAAGAAACUAAUAAAUGUACAUUUUGUUCUUAUCAAA
Xiphophorus maculatus (southern platyfish) is the source of this 2331-nucleotide messenger RNA. It is a transcript of the gene tdp2b, whose product is annotated as tyrosyl-DNA phosphodiesterase 2. Gene Ontology annotation, biological process: double-strand break repair. Bases 890 to 1969 code for a protein of 359 amino acids. The record is from RefSeq and is a predicted model, not a curated record. Lineage: Eukaryota; Metazoa; Chordata; Actinopteri; Cyprinodontiformes; Poeciliidae. Gene Ontology annotation, molecular function: 5'-tyrosyl-DNA phosphodiesterase activity; protein binding; single-stranded DNA binding. The transcript has 7 exons. Gene Ontology annotation, cellular component: PML body; cytoplasm.